Poecilia reticulata (guppy) is the source of this 6312-nucleotide messenger RNA. It is a transcript of the gene hmbox1b, whose product is annotated as homeobox containing 1 b. Gene Ontology annotation, molecular function: double-stranded telomeric DNA binding. The record is from RefSeq and is a predicted model, not a curated record. Gene Ontology annotation, biological process: positive regulation of DNA-templated transcription. Lineage: Eukaryota; Metazoa; Chordata; Actinopteri; Cyprinodontiformes; Poeciliidae. Gene Ontology annotation, cellular component: nucleus.
AGAACUCCGCCGCGUGUUAUAAAGACCUUUGUGGGAGUAAAACUACAGUUCCCUCUGCGCUCCUCGAAGGUGUUAGUUGUCAAUAUGGCUGUUGUCAGACAGACAAAGCGGAGAGGCAAAUAAUUCGCCUCUGAUUAGAAAUCCUUGGAAAAGGGUCGUGCAGGGCACUGCCAUCAAACUGCGUUAUAAUUCGGCAGCAGUAAAAGACACCGCUUGGCUUGUGCGUUACUUUUAAAGUUAAAUGGUGAAGUGGACUAUUUGAACCGAGCAGCAGCAGGAUGUCCGACUUCAGCGAGGAGCCGCGCUUCACCAUCGAGCAGAUAGACCUGCUGCAGCGGCUGCGUCGCACCGGCAUGACGAAGCAGGAGAUCCUGCACGCGCUCGACACUCUGGACCGGCUGGACCGGGAGCACGGCGACAAGUUCGGCCACCGCACCUCUUCCUCCUCCUCCUCCUCGUCCACCUACCUCGUAGGCGGGGCCAACAGCUCCGCCGCCAAAACGACCGCCACAUCCUUCAACAAUAACGCCACUGCCUCGGCAACAACCACCACCACCUCCUCCUCUGCGACGUGCAACGGCGGUGAAGGUGGYGACCACUCCUCCUCCUCCCUCGUCGUCGCCGCCGCCGUCGCCUCGUCCACCACCUCCAAAAUCUCCACGGCCACGCAAACACAGUUCAACAACAGCGGUGGGGGGCUGUCCCCGUCGCCCAGCAACAGCUACGACACGUCCCCGCCCCCGGGGCCGCCACCGCCCUCGGCCGUGCUGCCGUCGCCCGUGGCGCUGGUGGCGCUGUCGCAGAACGGGCGGGACAGCCUGGCGGCCACGCCCAACGGGAAACUGUCCCCGCCUCGCUACCCGGUGAACAGCGCAGCGGCGUCCAGGGCGUUCGGCUUCGAAGCUGCAGAAGAAGACCUGGACGUGGAUGACAAGGUGGAGGAGCUGAUGAGAAGAGACAGCAGUCUGGUGAAAGAAGAGAUCAAAGCUUUCCUGGGGAACCGGAGGAUUUCUCAGGCUGUCGUGGCUCAAGUGACCGGCAUCAGCCAGAGCAGGAUCUCCCAUUGGCUGCUGCAGCACGGCUCCGACCUGAGCGAGCAGAAGAAGAGGGCUUUCUACCGCUGGUACAUCCUGGAGAAAACCACGCCAGGUGCCACUCUGAACAUGAGGCCAGCGCCGCUGCCUCUGGAGGAGAUGGAGUGGAGGCAAACCCCGCCGCCCCUCGCCACCGCCCCCGGAACCUUCCGGCUGCGCCGGGGAAGCCGCUUCACCUGGAGGAAGGAGUGCCUGGCUGUGAUGGAGAGCUACUUCAAUGACAACCAGUACCCAGAUGAAGCCAAAAGAGAGGAGAUAGCCAACGCCUGCAAUGCUGUUAUUCAGAAACCAGGGAAGAAGCUGUCUGAUCUGGAGAGGGUGACCUCCCUGAAAGUCUACAACUGGUUCGCUAACCGGCGCAAGGAGAUCAAGAGACGAGCUAAUAUUGAAGCAACAAUCCUAGAGAGUCAUGGGAUAGACGUUCAGAGUCCGGGUGGACACUCCAACAGCGACGACAUCGAUGGGAAUGACUUUGCAGAGCAGGCCUGCGACCUGCCCUACUUCGACAAGAGACCUCUCAGCCGACCGUUUGGCCUUUACCGCCUGGAGCCCACCUCACCUACACAGGACGACAGCGCGGCUCACAACGAGCAUCAGGACCCCAUCUCUCUGGCCGUGGAGAUGGCUGCCGUCAACCACACCAUCUUGGCGCUGUCCAGAACCGGAGGCGUGCCCAGCGACAUCAAGACCGAGUCCCUGGAGGAUGAAUGAAGCGCUCAGGAACCGGGACGGAGCGAGAGAACAAAGCCCAGUCGAGACGGGGGACGACGGGGAGCGUUUAAAAAGACAAAAAGAGGAAAAAAAAAAAGACCAAAAUAAUCUUAGUAAAAUUGUCUCCGCUCCUCCCAGAACUUCCAUGUAAAACAGUGAUUACCCCCAACACUCCUCCCCCCUCCUCACCCUAUUCUACUCACUAUACCGACCCAGCUGGCAGACAUUGCUACUGUAGGCUUUGUGACAGAAGAAGCAGCAGCCAGUUGUGAACCUCCCGCCUAACGGUGGCUCCUCUCUGGGACCGGGUCUCCCAGGAACUCCUCUCCCUUCCCAAAACAGGAUACCUCUUCUUCUUCUUCUUCUUCAGUUUUUCUCUCCUCUUCCUUCCCUCAGCAGCCUGGUUGUCUGAGCCGAUCCUCAGUCUCUCACCUCAACCUCAGAGAAAAAAAAAAAAACGACGCACUGUGUAUAUAUAGCGGACUUCUAAAGGUUCUCAGUCACCCUCACCUCAUGACAUACUACCUACACCCUCAGAUUCACCUCUUCUCAGUGCAGAGCAUUAGAAGAGGAGCCGUCCGCUGAUGAAGAGCGCUUCCUCCUCUUCCUCUCCGGCCGCAAGGCGAUCGGCUGGGAUCGUUUGACCCUCGGCGCGGGUCCGGUCAGUCUCUUACCGAGGUUCUGCUUUCCUUUCUCUCGCAGUUGCGCUGCUACAUUCGAUUGACGCCUAACCAACUUUGCAAGAUGUCUGUUAAGAAGUAGCCUUACCUCCCCUCAGCUGGUUCUUCAUAUCCCACCGUUCCAAAGUGCACAAACAAAAUCUGCACAGUUCAAGUUUCUACCCAACAGCAGCUGCAGCAGGGUUUUUAUUUGUAAUCUCUUAUGUUAAACUCCCCUCAGAGUCGUUGAGGAUGAAUCAACCUCCCUUAGAUGUCCAGUAAGGGAACAGUUGCUUUGUUUUCCAUGUCAUCCAUGCCAAAGGAAGUGGCUCUGUGCUGAGUGAACCCAAAGCGACCUCUAACUCCUUUGGUGUCGAUUCCUCCUCAGUGUUCAGUGAAGCCUCUCCAGCUGCGGUAGGCUCCACACUACAGCAGGCCUGUGUCUGGACUGGUAGGUAUUGGCAGGCACUUAUAUUAUACCCCUAAGCUAUUUACUACUUCUGUGACGCUGCCUACUUCUUUAUAAUGAUAAUAAUGUAAGCUAUGUGCUUUGUUUUUGUUUGUUUUUUUAUACAGCAGAUAUUAAAUUAGACUGAAUUCACACUGGAGAUAAAUAUCAAAGAACUCUACAAACGUCUGUUUUUUUUUUUUUUUCUAUUUCACCUAUAAAUAACCUCAAAGGGAAACAUUGAAGGGAAUCAGUCACUUCAGGUGUCUUGGUUUCUUCUUGUCCUAAAUGAAAGUUCUCCAAAACCCUGGCUGGAGAUGAACCUAGCUUCGUCUCUACUUUAGAUGCAUUAUAUUGUGGCAAGAAGUCAGGGAAAACCGCUAGCCUGACAUUGUCCAGAAAUUGCUCUUAGUGUUGAUAAAUGAUUGGGUUGUCCAAAGGACAGGAAGUGGUGCAAAAGUUCCCAUGAUUGAUGGUUUGAGUCUCUACAGUACGGUUUAGCCUCCAUCGUUCACUGCACCACAGCUCCAUCUUGGGGUUCAAAUGGAGUUGGUAAAUUCCUACUUCCUGGUUGGGGAAGAAAAAAAAAAAAGAAAAAAAACGGCACCUCCCUCUGAAGUCAGAUUUUCUACUGGGAAACUAGGAGCAACUCCAACUACCCAAAGUUAUGACUUAUAAGGUUGACUUUGAAUUUAAAUACGGCCACUCUCUGUUUAUUUUCCAAGACACACAAGUAAGGGUGUGUGUAAAAUCAGUGCUACACGUGGUGCCUGUGACUACAACCUGAACAAAUGAAAAGCAGUGUUUUGCUUAUGGAAAGUAAAGCUUAAAACGUUUGUAAAAAUAUACUGUAGUCUGUGGCAUCGCCAUGUUGAAAUUCCAAAUUUUUUUUUUAAACUCGGGUCUGAUGUUAAAACCGACUCUGUUAUGUCUGACGUAACUGGAAUACAGCAUAACAACGGAUUGUAUGUAAAACUGAACCCAGUAAUCGGGUAAGUUAAGCCAAUGUAGCCCUCAUGGCUCCCUUAUCCUAGUCGUGUUGGUUGCCGGCUCUCUCCUUUUGAGUUGAACCUCAAGUUUUCCCUAUAUUUACCCAUUGGAUAUGUCCCACCCAUGCACUGGGUAAAAAAAAAAAAAACCAACUCGGCAAGUUGGAAUAAAAAAAUAUACACAAAUUGAGAGAAAAUAUUACUUUUGUGCAAGAAAAUGUCAGAUAAUGCUCAUUUACAGUUUUUAACUCCACAUGGCAACAUUCUUUGACGUGGGACGUUUAUAUUUUUGUUCAGAGUACUUUUUUUUUUUUUUUUUUAAGGAAAAUUGAGCACGUUUUAAAUGGCGCACCCAUUCAAAAUCCUCCCAUAGAAUCAAACUGGUGUCAGUGGCUCCAUUUGUAGGAUUACAUUAGACUUUAAUGCAUCAUUGGAACUUUCCAGCUUCUCAUCCAAGUUAGUCAGCCAUGGCUCAUUGAAAACUUGUAAUUGCUUAGGUAGCCUCAGACAUGUAGGGGCUGUGGUGGCAUCCACCGUUUCCCAUGAGUUGCAGCGCUAAAGAAAACACAAAAUGUCUUCAUGGUGGUAUUUGAUCCAGUAUUGAAAUAGUUGAAGCAGCAGAUUCAACCAUUUAGAGCCCUGUAAUGGGCUCUAAACAAAAACCACUUGGUAAGCGCUGCUAAGCUAAUAUUCACACAUUGUUUUUGUAUUCAUCUUGUUCUCAGACUUUAAUACUGACCAAGAAGAAGAUGUAAAUCAUUAGAUUUACACAAGUCUAACACCCUAACAUUAGCUGGGUCAUUAGUUAGGCUAUCUGCUGAGGUAGCUAGCAGGGGUUGACAAUUACAGGUUUUAAACUUAACUUUUGUAAGAGUGGUUGAUGUCACUCCUCUAGUUUUUACACAAACACUGAAUUCAGCAGAAUACAGUUGGAGAUCUUGAAAGGUGAGGCUACGCUAUGCUAGGCUAGAUCAAACAUGUUAACUCAAAAGAUUUAAAAACUCAGUCUUUCCUGUUAGUCUAUUCUGCUUUGGAUAUCUUUGAUGUAAAAAUCAUGUUCAUUUUUGUAUGAAGAUAUACAGCUAAUAUUUUCUGUAUGGGGAAAAAAAUGUCAACUUUGUCAAACUUUAACUGCUCUUGGGGGCCCCCUAUAGGAUCCGGAGAGGCUAUGCAGAUGCUUAUGUCGGUUUGCCUUGAGCUCACAAUUCAAGAUGCAAAGUGAGGAGAUAUUUUUGGACAAAGUCAGGCUAGCUGUGCGUUUCCCCGCCUUUAUGCUACCAUUCUACCUUCAUGUUAAGCAGAGUCAUGCCAAUACUUUUUACCAAAAAAAAAAAAGUGAAUAAAAUUUUUAGACCACAUGCAAGACUGUCCAAUGGUUUUGGAGAACUGAAAAAACAGAACUGAAAAAAACCUCAUGGCAGGAAAACAUUUCUUGUGAUUCUUAAUAUCUAAAAUGAUUUGAUGUUUGAUGAACCAGGUUACAUGUUACAACACUAAAAGUGUAACUUUUUUUUUUUUUUUGAAAUACACCUCAUGCUCAUAACUCCCCAUGCUGGGUUCUGCUUUAGAAAAGCUAAUCAACAGCUUCCGCUUGUAAGAAGCUAAAAAACAAAACAGGUUUUUAAAGGAAGUGGUAAAAAAAAAAAAGUAUGUAUUUAUGCUAAUUUUUUUAAUGGUAAUGUACAAAGACGAAUGACAUGCUUUGAAAUGAAAUGUGCUUUAUAGUUAAAUUAAUGCUCUUUCAUUUUACCAAACUUAUUUUUCUAUUAUCGUUUUAGCAUUUAGCUGUCCUCCAUUGUCCGACUGAGCAACAGUUUCAUGAAAAGGCCAACAAAGAUGCACCUUAUGAAAAGUAUUGAUGAGUAAGCUUGAACUGUAACCUCCACCAGUGUACUACAAUACAGUUAUACACACGGUAGGGCUGGUGUAGCAUUAACACGUCACACAUAGUAUUCCAGCUGUGAUGGAUGUCAGUGUCUACACACUAACCAGAUCGGUUGAGGUUAAUGAAGGGAGGAAUACUGCAGAGUGCGUUCAGAGAUUUUUCUCUCAAUAACUCAUAUUCAGAUGUCUGCCUUGAACUUUGACAUGCCAUGAUCUGUCAAAUUACUGGUUUGUGAGAGUGUGUGUGUGUGUGUGUGUGUGCGUGCGCGCGUGUGUGUGGUGGACGCUUACCAGAACGGAGGCGUCCUCUUACGGUGUGGCUACGUGUCGGUCAAUGUCUUCAAGUGAAAUGCCACCCGGUUCAUCCCACUAUCACUUAGGAACAGAGGACUGAAUGCUGUCGUAUCAAUCACAAAUAUAGUUAAGUUCAAAAUUACUGUAUUGCCCAUUUCAGAAUUUAGUGCCUUUUUUGGACAGUAGACUGUUCUGUAAUUAAGAUGUAGUAUAUAAACAUUUUUUGUACAGUU